AUGACCCCACAUGAAACGCUGGGACUGUCGAUUGAGGACGCUCAAAAUCCUGAAGCCUUGAAAAAGGCCUACCACGCUGCAUUGCUCAAGGCCCAUCCCGACACGCGUGGUGCAAGUAGUAUCCCAGAGAGCACGGUAGGUGCUGUGAAACGCGCUUACCUUGCACUGUCCACAGACUUGCUGCACGGCAAAGAUGAAGGUCUAGCUCGUGAAAAGUUUGGCUAUGCUGUGGUUGAUCUGAGCGAAUUUGAAGAGGUAGCAGAUGAGACGGCAGGCGAGGCGGGUCCCUGCUAUUGGCUUGACUGCCGCUGUGGUCAUGGCUACAGGCUCACGGAAGACGACUUGGAACAUGGCCGGGAUCUGGUCAUGUGCGAUGGCUGCUCUCUGCUUGUUCGCGUGCUUUAUCAGGAGGUGGCCGAGGAUGAGACUGCUUGA
Protomyces lactucae-debilis is the source of this 435-nucleotide messenger RNA. RefSeq lists its product as uncharacterized. Lineage: Eukaryota; Fungi; Ascomycota; Taphrinomycetes; Taphrinales; Protomycetaceae. The record is from RefSeq and is a predicted model, not a curated record. The transcript has a single exon. Bases 1 to 435 code for a protein of 144 amino acids.